UCAAAGACCAUUGCCUUCCCUCUCACUUUGCGUCUCUCUACAUUUCCCCAAAGAACGAUUCUUCACUCCAUCGGGCAGGCCUUACACCGUAAAGGUCCUUUUUUUUUUUUGUUCUUCAUUUUUCUUGCAAUUUGUCGGCUACCCAUUUCUGCAAAUCAUCUAACUUGCAUUCUCUGAUGAUAAAGUUUUGAUUUUUUCCACUAUUUUUCAUGCAAGUUUACUCUUUUUUUUGUUUAUUUUAAAUAGUUUUUAGAAUUUUUUUCCGGGAUCUUCUUUUGAAGUGUAGCUGUUCAUCUUUUUGUAUGAGAUGAAACGAACUGUGUUUUUUAGUGUUCAUUUGUUCUUCCUGGUGUUUUGCAGAUUAAUGGCAUUUUUCUUUGCUGAGCAAUACAAGGAAAGACGCUUAUGUUUUUUUUCUUUCCGAGAGGUAUAAGAUUUUGUGCGUUUACCAAGUUUAUAAGCGUAUAAUCUGUGGACAACUUUACAGGAAAGGGAUUUUUUUACCUUAGAUUGGUGGGUUGGGAUUGGUACAGAAAGCUGGUCUCUUUAGUACUAGAAAAUUUCAUAGAAGAAAGCCUCCUUCAAGUCUUCUCAACUCACCCUUCAGGGUUGAAAGAAAGAAAUUGGGUUUUAGCCCCCAGUUUUACGCUGAUCAAGUAGCAAUGAUUGAUUACAAGUUGAAUGCAGUCAUCGCUUUAGCAGUUUAGCUAGAACUGAAUUGGUUCUCUUCUUUUGCUGUUUGUUUUAUUCUCUGAAUUUAUUAGCCUGGUUUUUUAAGAUAUCACCUAUGUGGGAAAAGGGCAUCUUUCCCUCAAGGUUUAUUGUCUAUAUAAUGACCAUUUCAAUGUUUCUUUUGAUCGUAUCUUAUGUGUUUCUUCUUCAAUUUGGCAAUACAUCUCUUAUUCCUCAGUCAGUUUUCAAAUUAAUUCUUCUUAAUGGCACGUCGGUUUACUUAAAACCGAAUGUCAAAAAUGAGCAAAUAAAAUUACCGUUCCUCUCAUCUGAGUCUUCACAAGUUGAUGCUCAAAUACGAUUAAAAAAUGGAGAGUCACCUUGUCAGAAAUCCAGUUAUGGGAAGAAAAUGUGUUCUUCCUGGCAGCAAAAUAUCAAGUCCUGCGACACCAAUCAGGCUCUUUUAAGGGUUUUUAUGUAUGACUUGCCUUCUGAAUUUCACUUUGGGUUAUUGGGUUGGAAAGGAAAAUCAAAUCAGAUGUGGCCGGAGGUAAAUGAUCCGAGUAGAAUCCCAUUGUACCCUGGAGGGUUGAACCUACAGCAUAGCAUGGAGUACUGGCUCACCCUUGAUCUUCUAUCUUCAAACACACCAAAUGUGCUCAGACCAUGUGCUGCAAUUAGAGUUAAAAAUUCAAGUCAAGCAGAUGUAAUUUUUGUGCCAUUCUUUUCGUCUCUCAGUUACAAUCGGCAUUCAAAGCUUCGAGGAAAGGAGAAAGUUAGUGUUAAUAAAAAAUUGCAGAAUAAAUUAGUUCAGUUUCUGACCAUGCAGAAUGAGUGGAAGCGAUUUGGGGGGAAGGACCACUUAAUUGUGGCGCACCAUCCAAAUAGCAUGUUGGAUGCAAGAUGGAAAUUAGGUUCCGCAAUGUUUGUGCUUGCAGAUUUCGGUAGAUACCCUACCGAAAUAGCAAAUCUUGAGAAAGAUAUAAUCACUCCUUAUAAGCAUGUCGUGAGGACCACUCCAAGUGCUGAUUCAGCCCCAUUUGACAAACGCCCAAUAUUAGUCUUUUUCCAAGGAGCGAUAUACAGGAAAGAUGGAGGAGCUAUUCGCCAAGAACUUUAUUACCUUCUCAAAGAUGAGAAAGAUGUACACUUUGCAUUUGGCACCAUUCAAGGAAAUGGAGUCAACCAGGCCAGGCAAGGGAUGGCCACAUCCAAAUUCUGCCUCAAUAUUGCUGGUGAUACACCUUCUUCAAAUCGUCUGUUUGAUGCUAUUGUCAGCCAUUGUGUUCCUGUGAUUAUAAGUGAUAAGAUUGAGCUGCCAUUUGAAGAUGUCAUUGACUACUCGGAAUUUUGCGUAUAUGUACGUGCAUCCGAUGCUGUGAAGAAGGGAUAUCUACUGAACCUUCUUAGAGGAAUUAAGAGAGACCAGUGGACCAAGAUGUGGGAAAAAUUGAAGGAAAUUGUUCCGCACUUUCAGUAUCAGUACCCAUCCCAGCCUUGUGAUGCUGUGGAUAUGAUUUGGCAAGCAGUUGCUCGUAAGGUCCCUUCUAUACAAUUUAGAAUUCACAGGGAGAACAGGUAUCGCAGAGCAGCGCAAAUAAAAUGACAAACAAGAAGUCGAAAGAUCAAAGAUGGUUACAAACCUUGCAUUACAUGGAGAUCAUCAGAUUUACAUCUGGUUGUACAUUUUUUAAAAAUUUAAUGAGAAGCAAACAUGGUUUUGUUGAAAAUCUGUAAAGGCCUUCUUUUCACUCUUUUAUUCAUUCUUAGCAGUGAGUAAUUUUACAGGUCCAUAUUGUUUCUGAUUACACUUCCAUUCAUUCAAUUGUUCACAGAAACAAUCCAAAAAAACGUCAUCAGCUUAUUAUUUCUUUCUCUGAAAUUGAUGCGCAGGCUGAAUUGAAUGCCCAAUAACACAGCACAACUGAGUAAAUAAAAGAUUUUGCAGAGACUACGUUUGCCAUGGAGCCCAUAAUUUGCAAAGACUAUUUUUAAGUAGACUUAGCAAUUCAUGUAUUUGUGUUUGUCUAU
Molecule: messenger RNA, 2703 nt
Organism: Durio zibethinus
Lineage: Eukaryota; Viridiplantae; Streptophyta; Magnoliopsida; Malvales; Malvaceae
Product: putative arabinosyltransferase ARAD1
Molecular function (GO): glycosyltransferase activity
Source: RefSeq, a predicted model, not a curated record